CCAUGACCGAGUCGACAUUCAACAUCUUGUGGAUGGGCAAUCACCCAAAGCCUGACAUUCUUCGUAGUCUGCUGCCUUAUCAAAAAGUGAACCACUUUCCCAGGUCGUACGAGAUCACCCGGAAGGAUCGGCUGUACAAGAACAUCGAGGCGAUGCAGCGCAGCAAAGGGGCGCGCAAUCUCGACUUCAUACCGCAGACGUUUGUGCUGCCGAAUGAAUCUCGGGAGCUGCUGACCGCGCACUUUAGGUACCGCGGACCCUGGAUCGUCAAGCCCAAGGCCAGCUCUCGGGGCCGCGGUAUCUACAUCGUCAACAGCCCGGAGAAAAUCUUAACCGACGAGUCCAUCAUCGUAGCCCAGUACAUAAAUAAUCCGCUGCUGGUUGACGGACACAAAUGCGAUUUGCGAUUGUAUGUGGCCGUAACGAACUACGAUCCACUGUUGAUUUACCUUUACGAAGAGGGAUUAGUGAGAUUCGCGACAGUGAAAUACGAUGGUGGAAACCAAUACGUCUGGAAUCCGUGCAUGCACCUAUGUAACUACAGUAUCAACAAGUUUCACGUUGACUAUGUGAAGAGCGAGGACCCGGAUGCGGAAGAUGUUGGUCACAAAUGGACAUUAUCGGCUCUCCUCAGGCAUUUACGAUCCAUCGGUCAGGAUACGGAAUUACUUAUGCAACGAAUCGAAGAUAUCAUUAUAAAAUCUAUUUUGGCAACAGCGUCUGGAAUCAUUAGUGGCAUUAAGCAAUUUGUCAAGCAUCCCGACACUUGCUUUGGUAAUUAUAUAGUUAUAAUGGAUAGUAAUGUUCUUUCAAUUGGCGUAGAGCUUUUUGGCUUUGACAUUCUGAUCGAUGAUACGUUGAAGCCGUGGUUGCUUGAGGUAAACCUUACGCCAUCCUUGGGCUGCGACUCGCCACUCGAUGUCAGAUUGAAAUCUGCUCUAAUAGCCGAUCUGCUUACACUCGUGGGCGUACCGGCCGUCGAUCCCAUUUUGCGACCUAAAAACUCAAGUUUACAUAGAUCUGUCAAACCCGCCAAGCGAAUGACUAGCUGUAGAAGAGUGCACUCGGCAGAGACACUAAAUCAAAAGAAAAAGAAGAUUGUCACGAACACGAGCAUCACCAAGUCCAGUCUCAGUUCUGAGCAGCAACGAAUUCUAUCAUCAGCCAAAGCCCAAUUCGAGCGUCGAGGUGGUUUCGUACUUAUUUUUCCAAGUCCUAAAUCGUGGGAAUUGUAUUCACAUUAUUUGGAUCCUGCAACGGGUAUUCCAGUUGAGAAGGAUCUUCUCGGUCCAAACAGAACACAGCAUGUGUCAAGCAUAAAUCAUAAUUUAAUGUUACACGAGCAAUUGUUUCCGGCUACAAGCUGGACAUCUGAUUUCAUAAUGCCUGAAAUAAAGUUGGAUCGAUUGUCAAGAUUUGAACGAUACGAAAGAGCCUUGCUUAAAGGGCACAGGCAGAGUUUGGAUCGAAAUGACGGUAAAGAAAAUGUUGAUACCGACACACACAAGUACAAAAUGCAAGUGAUGCAGACGAUGCGCGAAGGACAUAAAUUAAGUCAUGUAGAAGCUAGAAAGGCUUUUGGUUUAUAUUUAGGACACAUAUUACGCAAGAUUUCACAACAAAAUCCCGAUCCUGUUUGUUGCGAUCUCGUAAGCAAGUUUUUGCAACAAUCUGUGAGUAAUUUAAGAACACCUUUCCUAUUUACCUUGCCAAGCAGUAAAUUGAGCGACAAAGAUAGAGCUGCGGUAACGGCCAAGCAGUUAUCAGAUUUUUUACAUCUUUAUAAUAGAGAAACUGAUGUUUACGAAGAUACGGUUAAUAGACCACGAACCAUUCUAAAUAGAUUUUUUCAAAAGUUUAUUUCGUCUGCCAGUGAAGAAGAUCUUGAUGACGUAUUGAUACUACAAACAAAGUUAUACAAUUGUGCUCACACUUUCUUAGGACGCAGCGGUUUCGCGGGCAGUCUUCGAGGAUCUAAUCUUCUAGGCUCGCUACCGCAUAUAACCUCAAGAGUACACACUAAUGCAAAUAUUUCGGAACAGUGUAAGUGCAAUCAAUUGAACAAUCGCCAGAAUAAAGCUCCAAGAACGUAAUUCAAGAAAUAUUAACAAGUCGUUUGGUUAC
Messenger RNA from Ceratosolen solmsi marchali, 2124 nucleotides. It is a transcript of the gene TTLL5, whose product is annotated as Tubulin tyrosine ligase-like 5. NCBI's taxonomy places the organism in Eukaryota, Metazoa, Arthropoda, Insecta, Hymenoptera, Agaonidae. The transcript is spliced from 11 exons. The coding region runs from base 3 to 2093 and encodes 696 amino acids. Gene Ontology annotation, cellular component: ciliary basal body. Gene Ontology annotation, molecular function: tubulin binding; tubulin-glutamic acid ligase activity. The record is from RefSeq and is a predicted model, not a curated record. Gene Ontology annotation, biological process: protein polyglutamylation; microtubule cytoskeleton organization.